CUAAAUUACCAACUCCCAACAGUCCCGCCAUACGCCUAUAUAUUCAAAGAGUAACGGCGCGUGAAUGCACACGUUCAUAUGAAAUAUCAUGCUAAUCCACAGCCAUUAUGGGUGGGGUUGCUUCUAUACCGACAGACCCUUCACGAAAGGUGCAAGUCAUCUCAGCAGGAUACUCGCGAACCGGGACCGUUUCUAUGUCCAUGGCUUUAGCAAAACUUGUUGAUGGGCCAGUACUCCACGGUGGGACACAGAUCUUAACACGUGAUGAUGAUUACUGUUCAACGUGGAUCAAAGCGUACGAGGCUAGGGAGGCUGGCGAUAAGGAACAGACCUUGAAGCUUAUUCGAAAGGCGACUGCCGGUUUUGCCGCAACUGCGGAUCUGCCACCGUCGGACUUCAUUCCUGAGAUGGUGGAGCUAUAUCCGGAAGCGAAGGUCGUGUUAGUCCGCAGGGACCCAGUUAAGUGGUGGAACAGCAUAGCAACUUUGACCGGUAGGACUACGCCAUGGUGGCUCGGCAUCGUAGUAGCCCCCUUUCCUGGAUGGAGAUAUAUUCCGACGUUCGCACGCGUUUACAGUCGAUCAACAUUACGACUUGCAGGCCUAGACGCCAAAAACGUCAGUCCGACGGAACUAAUCGAAAAGGGUGGCCCUCACAUCUUAGAAGCGCACCACGAGAAAGUUAGAUCUGUUGUCCCUAAGGGACAGCUGCUGGAGAUGGAUCUAAGUGAGGGCUGGGAACCUCUUUGCCAGUUCUUAGGUGUACCGGUUCCAGAUGAGCCAUUCCCUAAGGCGAACGAUGGUCAAGCAGCGGAUGCGUACGCUACUAAAGUUCUGCUAAAAGUCUUGCAAGUCUGGGUUGGUAUCCUCUCCGUCGCCGGACUUGGCGUUUAUUCCGCAUCCCGCUUAUGGAAGCGAACGACGUUGUGAUACGGUCUGAAAACGAUGGUCGACGUAUUAUUGGAAUAGAUUCCCUUUCAUACCAUCUUUGACAAGCUUGAAGUAGUGAAGGGCCAUGAGUUAGUUUUGAAUAAUGGCAUCGAGGGCGUUAUAGGGGUAACCGGUGUGAGUAGACCGGACUUUGAUACUCACGAGUACAAAUGAAGACACAUAUGUUUCACUAGUGAUACCAAAUUUGCGUGGCUCAUCAAUACGGUCGGGAUGUCACCUUGGAUUCGAGAUGUCAACAUAGACACUCACACGAGAUACUUGAAGGCAGCUUGAAGCAGGUUAUGCGGGAUCUUUUGAUUUCUAAGCAGACAGGUCUUUACGGAGGCGUACGAAUAAACUUGAACGCUCGUAAUAGAUAUCC
This is a messenger RNA of Daldinia vernicosa, 1311 nucleotides long. RefSeq lists its product as uncharacterized. Bases 108 to 929 code for a protein of 273 amino acids. Lineage: Eukaryota; Fungi; Ascomycota; Sordariomycetes; Xylariales; Hypoxylaceae. The record is from RefSeq and is a predicted model, not a curated record. The transcript is spliced from 3 exons.